GUGCCGAGCCGUUGCCUUAUCACACUCUUCCCACUUGACAACUUCCAGCCGCGCUCAGCCUCCUUGCUACAUUAAGGAAACGUCUUACUUGGCGAUACCCACUCACUAAGUCCCCCUUCACUCGCCGUACGCAGUAUCAUCCCCGAGAAACCAUCCGGCCAUGUCCGACCCAAGUAUCCCUCUCGCGUGUCAGAACCUCCUCCACGAUUGGGCCACCUCCAUAGAUACAAAGUCCUGGGCCCGUAUGCCGGCCAUUUUCGCGCCCACGAUCGACGUGGACUACUCGGCCCUCGGCCAACCAAAGGCCACCGCAGUUCAGCCCUCCGUGUAUAUUAGCCAAUUCUCCGAUCCCAACCAAUUGGGAAACCCCGAUAUCCAGUCGCACCAUUUAGUCGGCGCGUGCAAAUGGACGCGGGAGUCGGAAUCACGCGCAAGCGUCGACUUUCAGAUCAUGACGGUUCUUCGGAGAGCUCCUCGAGACGGGAAUGCGGCAGUGCUGGCGACUGGCCACGGAGUUAACACGAUGGAGUUUACGCAGGUGGAUGGAGAGUGGAAGAUCGCAGCACUUAAGGUCGAGGUUCUCUGGAUCGAUGGUGAUUUCGCGGCGAUUUUUGCGCCUGACGUUUGAUUUAUUCUGUUGGAACGGGAACUGCUGUUGUUGGCAAGGCCAAGGCAGACGCUGCGAUGUGAAAAUCCCAUCCAUAUCUUCGCUAGCUACACAUGCACUUGGUGGUCGGACCAGGACACUAAAUCCUUCGCAUCACCACCUAAAUGCUCCCUUUCCUGGCACGUACCGGGUGGUCAGGUUCAGCUGGGUUUAGACCAGAAUACCAAUACAUCCCAGCCUUGUGUAUAGUGGGGGCUACAACUAGUUAAGCAGCCAAGAUGACCCACUAAAAGAGGGGUUAAAGAGAAGAGAGAUACCCCCAUGAAAGCCAACUGACAUCUGUUUGCUCUUUCGCGCUGACUAGCCGCCUGGAUUAUCUACCAAUUAUCCGCAAAUCCGCGAUUCGUUAAUCCGGAUCAGCCCCCAAAAACCUUUAAUUGGCACCCGCACCCCAGCGGAUUCCGGUCGGGUAUUUCGCAACAGCCAAGAAUACGGUGGCGGAGU
This is a messenger RNA of Aspergillus steynii IBT 23096, 1111 nucleotides long. It is a transcript of the gene arp1, whose product is annotated as scytalone dehydratase arp1. Lineage: Eukaryota; Fungi; Ascomycota; Eurotiomycetes; Eurotiales; Aspergillaceae. Gene Ontology annotation, molecular function: scytalone dehydratase activity. The record is from RefSeq and is a predicted model, not a curated record. The coding region runs from base 161 to 628 and encodes 155 amino acids. Gene Ontology annotation, biological process: melanin metabolic process. The transcript has a single exon.